Molecule: messenger RNA, 292 nt
Organism: Anisakis simplex (herring worm)
Lineage: Eukaryota; Metazoa; Nematoda; Chromadorea; Rhabditida; Anisakidae
Source: the annotation of a GenBank genome assembly
UCAACUGAAACAGCGAAGGAAUCCGAAUGUGCGGUGGCAUCGUGUUCGAUAUCGAGCGAUGCGGUAAUAACACAAAUCCCAGAUAAUGAUGAAGGAAUACGGCUGCAAGGCAUUUCAUUCUUUUAUGACCCGAAUGAACCGACGGCCAAUUUUGAUCAGAGGACUCCAAUCGAUUUCAGUGCUACUGACUUGGAAGAUUGUUAGUUCUAAUGGCGUUUUUUUCUUCCAUCUCUAUUUCAAAUUUGACUUGGCGGUGGUUUGUGAAUAUCCAUUUUCGCAGUAUUUCAACUGA